Molecule: messenger RNA, 1103 nt
Organism: Nematolebias whitei (Rio pearlfish)
Lineage: Eukaryota; Metazoa; Chordata; Actinopteri; Cyprinodontiformes; Rivulidae
Gene: lbx2
Product: ladybird homeobox 2
Exons: 2
Coding region: 212-1003 (263 amino acids)
Biological process (GO): regulation of DNA-templated transcription
Molecular function (GO): DNA-binding transcription factor activity, RNA polymerase II-specific; DNA binding
Source: RefSeq, a predicted model, not a curated record
AUGGAGCUUGGCAGAGGAACCGGGGCGCUCGGCGCGGCUGCCCACGCCUAAAGCAUGGUGGUUUUGGAGGGAGGAUCUCAGGCGAGCUAAGUUGCUGCGUUUGACUCCAAGAGUUGGAAUCCAGCUGCCCCCGAGUUAAAAAGUGGGUUUUUAAUCCGCCUCUUGAAUGAAAUUAUCAACUUUCUGAGGGCAGCGAUCGUUCGGGACUUCGAUGACCUCCAGUAAAGACAUGAAGGCAGGCUCUGUGCUGCAGUCCGGCGGCGAGGAGCGGAGGCGCGCUCCCCUGGACCAGCUGCCGCCGCCGGCCAACUCCAACAAGCCGCUGACGCCGUUCAGCAUCGAGGAUAUUCUGAACAAACCCUCCGUGAAGAAAUCCGUGGCCAGCAUCUGUCCGCCCAGGGUGCUGGAGAAAGUCACGGGCUCCAACUCGGCGAGGAACGGGAUCAGCACUCCGUCGUCGCCGCUGUGCGCGCUCGAGGAGCUGGCCAGCAAAACGUUCAAGGGGCUGGAGGUCAGCGUGAUCCAGGCGGCAGAAGGUCGGGAGCACAUGAACGCCUUCGGACAGAGGCAGACGUCGAAGAAGAGGAGGAAGUCGCGCACGGCCUUCACCAACCACCAGAUCUACGAGCUGGAGAAGAGGUUCUUGUACCAGAAGUACCUCUCUCCGGCCGACCGCGACCAGAUCGCGCAGCAGCUGGGACUGUCCAACGCGCAGGUCAUCACCUGGUUCCAGAACCGCCGGGCCAAGCUCAAGCGGGACCUGGAGGAGAUGAAGGCGGACGUGGAGUCUCUGAAGAAGAUCACCCCACAGACCCUGCAGAAGCUCGUGAGCAUGGAGAACAUUGAGGACGCGCAGGGCGGCGGGGAGCCCGGGACCCGAACGCCCAGCGUCUCCCCGACCUCCCAAGGACUCCGAGCCUUCCCACAGUCCCCGUCCUCGUCCAGAGACCAAACCACGGACGAGUUCUCGGAGGACGACGAGGAGAUCGAGGUGGACGAUUGACGAUGAUGAAAUGAAGAGGGACGUUUUUCUGCCCAAACCUUUGCACGGAUUUAAAAAAGGAGAAUAUUCACAGAUAUGAACACUUGGGGAAAAGGUUUCC